Molecule: messenger RNA, 1520 nt
Organism: Achroia grisella
Lineage: Eukaryota; Metazoa; Arthropoda; Insecta; Lepidoptera; Pyralidae
Product: serine protease Hayan-like
Exons: 10
Coding region: 211-1479 (422 amino acids)
Biological process (GO): proteolysis
Molecular function (GO): serine-type endopeptidase activity
Source: RefSeq, a predicted model, not a curated record
UCAGUUUUUUACAUGUUUUUAAUAAAAAAAUAAUUUAAAAAGAAAGUUACUAUAUAAUGUGUGAAUUAUCUUGUAUAUUUUAAACAAUAAUUUAAAUGAUUAAUUUAAUUACUUGUACAUACGUAAAGUGAUAAUUAAAACCGGUUUGUUUAUUAGGUUUUAAUUGUGAUGUGUUUACUGUUUUGACUGUACCUACAAUUAAGCGGGAAGAUGUUUAAAAUAUUCCUUUUUAUAUUCUGUGCUGCCGUUGUCUCUGCUCAGUAUGAAGGUGAACCUUGCACCAAAGAUGGUCUACCAGGAACAUGUCUCAACAUAAGACAGUGCCAAUCAGCUAUAGACGACUUCAAGAAUCGAAUACAACCUCAGAGAUGCGGCUUCUCCGGGUUCGACAUCGUGGUAUGCUGCGUGGAGAGAUCAUCUCCAAAACCGGAACCUAUUACCACAACACCACGACCGGAAGUCGCUACAACUACAAGAAGAUCUUCUACCACUACAGAACCGUAUGAGCCAGAAAUUAAUACAUAUGUCGAUAACGAGACGGGACAAACUGUAGGGAUCAGUACGGGGUCCUGUGCCCCGUUGCCCCCCUCACAGACCGCUGAGAAGACUGGCCAGAGAGCUUGGGAUAAGUGUAUCGAGUACCAGCAGACUCUGGUGUACCCUUGUGAGAAGUCUGUGGUCCUCACCGGCACCCUGAGCAGGGGGAACUAUUGUAACCACAAUGCUGAUGGACUGAUCAUCGAUGGAGAGGAUGCACUCACUAACGAGUUUCCUCACAUGGCGCUGCUGGGGUACGGGGAGCCACCUAACAUCCAGUGGUUGUGUGGUGGAACCGUAUUGAGUGAUAGGUUCAUUCUCACAGCUGGACAUUGCACGGUGCAUAGAGACUGGGGGAACAUAACGUACGCCGUGGUGGGCAUACUGAGGCGGGAUGAGGUGGAUAACACGAGGAUCGUGAGGAUCGCCCGAGUGAUCAAGCACCCAGACUACCGCCCACCGGCGAGGUACAACGACAUAGCACUUCUGGAAGUGGCAUCACCAUUCAGAUUGGGUCCAUCAAUAAUACCAGCUUGUCUGUACAUCGGGGAUCGAGUGGAUGAUGACCGUGCUUCCGCCACCGGUUGGGGCGUUACAGUGAACCGAGGGACAGCUGAUAACAACGCUGAGGUCCUGCAGAAGGUGAUCAUAAAUAAAUUCACACCAGACGAGUGCAGAACAAAGUUUCCUAAAAAUAGACUUAUGAAACAAGGCUUCGAUGCAAACACCCAGAUAUGUUACGGCGACAAGAAAUCUAAGAAGGACACUUGCCAGGGCGACAGUGGAGGUCCACUCCAAAUCAAGAGCUUAAAAAUCAACUGUAUGUACGUGGUCAUAGGAGUGACGUCAUUCGGGAAGGCGUGCGGGCAGGCCGGCGAGCCUGGCAUAUACACGCGCGUCUCGAAGUACGUGCCUUGGAUCGAGGAUAUAGUGUGGCCUUAAGGUCGCCUUAUCAGACUUAUCCUUACGAAUAUCUUAUUAAU